Messenger RNA from Ilex paraguariensis (yerba mate), 390 nucleotides. The record is from the annotation of a GenBank genome assembly. Lineage: Eukaryota; Viridiplantae; Streptophyta; Magnoliopsida; Aquifoliales; Aquifoliaceae.
AUGCUUUUACCACCACCACCUUUACUAUCACAUAGGACAUCUCCAAUUCAAUUAAUGGCUGCCGUUGAAAAAGCCAAGAGCCGGGGGAUUCUAAUACCAUUGACGAGACCUGCUUCAUCAGCCCAAAACAAAAUUGCAGGAAGCUAUAAGGAGACAAAGAAGUUGACAGACAAUAAUUUCAGCACCAUGAUUGGUCUAGGGGGAUUCAGAACUGUGUUCAAAGCUGAGUUUAGUGAUGGACUAGUGGGAGCAAUGAAGCGGAUGAAUAAAGUCUUAGAGCAGGCAGAGGAUGGCAAAGAAAUAGAACUUCUUGCUAGACAGUAUCAUUGUCACCUUGUUGCUUUAAGAGGGUUUUGUAUUGCGAAGCAAGAGAGGUUCUUCGUCACGUAG